Coccomyxa subellipsoidea C-169 is the source of this 4128-nucleotide messenger RNA. RefSeq lists its product as hypothetical. The coding region runs from base 1 to 4128 and encodes 1375 amino acids. The transcript has 27 exons. Gene Ontology annotation, molecular function: hydrolase activity, hydrolyzing O-glycosyl compounds; polysaccharide binding. Lineage: Eukaryota; Viridiplantae; Chlorophyta; Trebouxiophyceae; Coccomyxaceae. The record is from RefSeq and is a predicted model, not a curated record.
AUGCUCCAACGCCUCACACAGCCCUUCUUGCUGGUAGUUUUGGUGUUGGCCGCAUGUGCAGCCCAAGCAGCAGCACAGACGCCAGCAGUGACCUGUCAGGCAGUGGUGACAGUCAGCAACGCUUGGGUGUCAGAUGGAACAAACAACAGCUAUUCCAGUGUCAACCUCAACAUUGUCAAUAGCUCCCCUCAGAUUUUGACUGUUCCCUGGUCGCUCACCCUCAAGAGCCCAACUUACGGCAACAUCAGACAGACAUUCAAUCUGGAGGUGGUGAGCAAUGCCAAUGGCACCAUUGUGUCAGAUGCGCUGAAUUAUUGGCAGACUCUGGCGCCCAACGGCGGAGGCAUCGCCGUGGGCCUCAUUGUGGAGGUGUCUGAUGGGCUGGGCAUGCCGGAUGUGGUGGCAGUCAACAACCAGCCAUGCACGGUCCAGUCAGCGCAGCUGCCGCCGCCGCCGCCGCCGACAAAGUCAAAGGCUGAGUCAGCGUUCUCGAUGACUACGGUCAACGGGCAGAUCAUCGGCGUGGACGGGCAGCCUCUGCAGCUGUGGGGCAUCAACUGGUUUGGCUUUGAGACUGGCACCACAUUCCUGGACGGCCUCUGGGCUGGCUCUGACAGCCUGACGCUGGAUUUUGCCACGAUUGUGUACCGGCUGCAGCUGCUGGGCUUCAACUCCGUGCGCCUGCCCUUCAGCUUCUCAGACAUCUACGACAAGCCCCCUCAGAGCCAGGCCAGGAACUGCGCACAGGUGUCUAGCGAUGUUGUGGUGGCAGACACAACGCCACCUGGCACCACACCCAGCCGAUCACCGCCCCAGUGGUCCACCCCUCCCGCCAGUGUGCCGGGGGUGUGCAACGCGUAUCUGCCAGAGGACAGCACGCUGAACCGGUUCAUGUGGACGGUCGACUACUUUGCCAGCCAGGGCUUCUACAUCAUCCUGGACAACCAGUUCAACCUCGACCAGACCGCCACCCAGGACACCCAGAAGUGGCUGAACCGGUGGUUGGACCUGAUGACUCAGCUGAGCACGAAAUAUCCCGAGGCGACCUCUCGCGUCAUCUGCGAUUUCCUCAACGAGCCGGACUUUGGCAACCUGCGAUGGGAGGCUCAGCCGGACGCUGGCCUGCCCGGGAUGGAGGACUUGUACCUGAGCGUCAUGGACCUCGUCUACCCCGUCGCCUCAAAUGUGCUGUUCUUGGUGGAGGGAGCUGGCCAGGGGAAUCUGGGCAAGAACUGGGGAGACGGUACAGCUGUAGACCCGAAUGUGAUAUCCUCCAGGGGCCUGUCAGACCCCAACCCCUUCUUCAGCUCUUUGCUGCAGAAGCCCUACCUCUCCCAGAUCAUCAUUGGGCCCCAUGUUUACCCGCCAUCCAUCUCCAUGGCUCACGAAGAGACUGAGGGGACAUCGCUGUGGGCGCGUUACUCUGCAUCGUUCGGAUACCUGAACAAGCAGGGCUACUGCACGGGCUCCAAUGUGCUGGGCAGCCCCUCUGGGGACUGUCACCUCUUUCCUGAUUACCAGGAUGCGCAGCCAAUGCAGGACCUGAUCCCCUACUUCUUGAAUAACGGCGCGGCCGCGGACGGGCUGCACAACAGACUGUCUGGGGUCUUCUGGUGGGCCUGGAACUCUAACUCAGGCACGCCCCCAGCUAGCCUGGGUCUGGUAGAGAACUGGUCGCAGGUGGACUGGAACAAGAUGCAGUAUCUGAUCGCCCUGGGAUACACCCCCUGGUGGCUGCAGCCCACCCCGACUGCCUCCGUCAUCGGAGCACCAAGCUCUCCGCCGCCUUCAGACCAGUAUUCGCCGUCGCCUCAGUCGAGCGAUGCAUCUCCCUCUCCAACGCAGCAAUCCCCCGCCGCGUCCCCCUCUCCAUCGGAACAAUCCCCCGCAGCGGCCUCCUCCCCUGCUCAGCCACCCCCGGACAGCCCAUCCCCAUCCCCGUCGCCACAGGCUGCACUUCCCCUGCCACCGCCGGACUCGCCCCCGCCACCGCCGGAUUCCCCUCCGCCACCGCCGCCCACCGAUUAUCCACCCCCGCCGAUGGAGUCCCCUCCUCCGCCAACGGCGUUCCCUCCUCCACCACCACCACCGCCCACCCCAGUCCUGCCUCCGGAAGCACAAACCGGGGCGGCUCCUGCAGCAUCAGUGCUGGCGCCUCCGCCGCCGCCACCAGUCACGUUUGCAUCCAACAACAACAACGGCGGCUCUAGCAACGGCGCAUUCUCGAGCUCGAUCGGAGAUGUGUUCACCUACAAGCCGUCGACCGGCGGCAGCAUUGAAUCAGCCGGGGGCGUUGGGCCGACAACAACUGCACUUACCACAAACAAUGGUGUCAUUGUGGGCGCUGAUGGCCUGCCGGUGCUGCUUAGGGGCGUAACAUGGCCCGGCUUUGACACAGGCACCAUGCUGAACAACCUCAAGGGUGCCAGCAGCGUGAGCGCGGACUUCAGCACACAGGUUCAGCGCAUGAAAUCACUGGGAUUCAACGCUGUCAAGCUGCCCUUCAGCUUCAAGACCCUUUUGGGCACUGCCCCGACCCCCAAGUACCCCCUCAAGUGCAUCAGCACCACUGCUGCUCAGCUUCAGGCGUCUGUGCUGCCCAAUGGCACGCUGCUGCCCGUGACUGCCAAGGUGCCGGACCUUCUGGCGCAGUCUUCAAACGGAGAGGGCGAGUGCAACACUGACAUUCCUACCGGCACUCCCCUGCAGGAGUAUCAGGCCAUUGUUGGCUUCCUUGCUGGCAAUGGUUUCUAUGUGGUGCUGGAGAACAGUUUUGAGGUCGACAGAACGGCGAUAGACAACCCGGAGACGUGGGUGCAGAGCUGGACGCGCUUAGUCAGCACGGUGACUAAGAAUGCCGUCGCAGCCCCCCGCAUCGUCAUAUCUCCCCUCGGCAAUCCGGACACCCACGGCCUCAAGUGGCAGGCGGCGGGGGGUGCCCCAGGGCUGGCAAACAUCUACAUGGCAGCCUUGGACGCUCUCAACCCCAUCAACCCCAAAGCCCUCUUCUUCCUGCAAGGCAAGCUUCCUGCACUCAAUACCCUGCGAGCGGGGCAGACUGCGCUGACAAGGAGCCCGGGCGACGGCUUUGCCACGGACGCCAACCUGAUCAGGAAGUACAACCUGUCCGACCCCAACGCAUUCUUCAAGACACUUCUAAUCCGCCCCUACGUCAACCAGGUGGUGAUCACACCGGCCUACACAGCGCCGUCAGUCUACAACGGAUCUCUGGCCGCCAGCACCGGUGCUGCUCUGUGGCAGCGUCUGACCUCAUCCUUCGGCUACCUCAACAAGGAGGGCUACUGUGUGAACUCCAAGAGCUGCCGGAGCUUUGCAGUGGUGCUGGCCAGUUUUGGGUCGGGGCUGGCAUCAGCGACGGAUGAGUCAGCGCUUGAUGACUUGGCGGCCUACAUGCAGCCGCUUUGUGGCCUGCCCGCCUGCCUGGCGGCUGACGGCGCGCAUGGACCCAUCUCCUCCUGGUUCUGGAAUGGCUGGACGCCUGAUCUGGCAGGGAGCCUAACCAGCACGGAUGGUCUCAAAGUGCUGAAGGGGCCACUGGAUUACUUGAUAGGCCUGGGGCUGAAUCCCUGGUACCUGCCACCCAGCGCCCAGAAGGUAAAGCCAAAACAGGCGACCGGGCUGCCGCCGACAGUCGCGGUCAACAAGAACUUCUGCUCCUCUCAGGUCACUGUGACAUCAUCCGGCGUAGACAACACAACAGGGCUGUACCUGGGAAGUGUCAUGGUGACAGCCACAAACGUGGGCCCGGUGGCGGUGCCGACGCCGUGGGUACUAACCAUCGCAAACGUUUACUACGCGGGGGUUAGUCAGGCGUUCGGCCUGACUCAGCCGCAGUAUGUGCUGGGCGGCACGCUGACUGGGACUGCCAGUGACUACUGGGAUGUCCUGUGGCCUGGAGCCACCAAUGCAGUCUCUGUCGGCUUUAUUGUUCUGAGCAGAUCCCCGGACGCUCUGCAGCCAGACAAGGUGCUGCUGAAUGGCAACCCAUGCUUGGUGAACGCCCCAGCAGCUGCACCCAGUGGCGGGCUCCAGACCCUGGGAACCCUGCGGAGCUCAGGGGUGCGAGCUGUUGCGCCUGCCAUGGCUGCCGCGCCUGCCGUCAACUGA